Molecule: messenger RNA, 927 nt
Organism: Alternaria ventricosa
Lineage: Eukaryota; Fungi; Ascomycota; Dothideomycetes; Pleosporales; Pleosporaceae
Exons: 1
Coding region: 1-927 (308 amino acids)
Source: RefSeq, a predicted model, not a curated record
AUGGACCCAGAUCAUCAGACCCAGCCAAACGCUGAUGACAGAGCGACAAGAGACGAGUCCUCCGCCACAGAGACCGACGUCCCAACCACCACGGAAGUGCCUCCAAAUUCCCAGUCCGUUGGCUACAUCACGCUCGAGUACCUCCGAAGCAUUUUUGUGCAGUUUACAAUCUGGGCACCCACCAUCUACGCCUUGCUCCACUUCCGCGCCGGCCUCUUCACCAGCGAUGUCCUCAUCAAAGCUCUGGGUUUUACAUUCCUACUGCCAACUGGGUUCAUCACUGUCCUCGCCAUCACAGCCGAGUACCUGCGAAGAACCAUCGACGCACAGACGAAAACUUUACAAGAAAAUGCGGACAUAGUAAGAGGGUUACAAGACGAGAAGGAAGCAUCAUCGGAAGAUCUCUGGUCUUGUCUCAAAGCAAGAGAAAAAGAACAUAGCAGGCAUCGGAAACGAAUCAUCGAAGCCCGUGUCAGGCACUACACAUCCCUUCACAAGCACCAAAGCAGCACGAUCAGUUUCCUAGAACAUCUGAAUAGAGCCCACACCAAUAUCCCCGAUUCUCCCGCACUAAAUAUCCCGUUCGAUAAGCUCUACAUGAUGCGAUCAAGAACACAGACGCGACUGAGCAUAGCCCAGAGCAUCGAGAAUAUCCUGUACUCCAAAACAAUACGCGCGCUGAGAGACGAGGGAAUGGAUGGCUCCAUCCGCGAGGCAGAAGGCGAUCUAGAGAAGGCGGUGGUGAUAGAUGGGUAUUUGAUGCAUCUGGAAGAUCUGGUGAAGAAUUCUGCUGCUCCUGCUAGGGUCGAUUCUGGGUUGGAAGUGAGGUUGAAUAGGCAUAGGGAGAGGCUGGAGAGGUAUUGUGAGGGGGAUUGGAGGGUUAGGAAUUGUUUGAGGAAGGUGGAUAGGGAUGAGGAGGAAGGAUAG